UCAACAUCCCCAUACAGGAAAGAUACACAAAUGUUGGCUAUCUUCCCUCUGGUCGUUCUUCUCUUGGCUUUGACCGGCCGAGCCCGGUCAGCGACCGACCAGGUUCUUGAUGUCGACGGAAACCCAGUCAGGGCAGGGAUUGGUUACUACAUAUUGCCGGCGCACAGUAGCCGGUCCGGCGGUUUGACUUCCCUUUCAAGAAGUGGGUCUUGCCCGUUUAAUGUUGUUCAAGCAGACUCCGGGCUCGAUCAAGGGACUCAGUUGACGUUCGCGCCAGCCACCGGGAAGAAGGAGGUUCGGCUCGUAACAGACCUGAACAUCGAGUUCCUGUCCGUGAACCACUGUGGGAGCUCGGCGGUUUGGAAGUACGCCGGAGUCGAUGAGGCGACAGGGCAAAGGUUUAUCACCCUCGGCGGCACGGCCGGGAACCCGGGCCCGGCCACGGUCAGCAAUUGGUUCAAGAUAGAGAAGGAAGGGGAUCACUACGCACUGGUCUUCUGCCCAACGGUUUGCGAAUCCUGCAGGGUUGUGUGUGGGAACGUCGGGAUUUACAGUGAAAAUGGUAGUCAGUUCUUGGCCUUGAGCGACCCUGCUUUCCCUGUAAAAUUCAGAAAAGCCUGAGCAACGACCAUGAAGAUAAGCUUCAUACUUGUACAUGCAACGAACACCACAUAGGAUAUUCUUUCUUCCAUGUUCAUUAUUCGUGCAAUAAAAGAAAUUUCUUUCCGUUUUUUUUCA
This is a messenger RNA of Nymphaea colorata (pocket water lily), 738 nucleotides long. Its product is annotated as miraculin-like. The transcript has a single exon. The record is from RefSeq and is a predicted model, not a curated record. NCBI's taxonomy places the organism in Eukaryota, Viridiplantae, Streptophyta, Magnoliopsida, Nymphaeales, Nymphaeaceae. Bases 31 to 621 code for a protein of 196 amino acids. Gene Ontology annotation, molecular function: endopeptidase inhibitor activity.